Pyrus x bretschneideri (Chinese white pear) is the source of this 1301-nucleotide messenger RNA. Its product is annotated as tetraspanin-18. The record is from RefSeq and is a predicted model, not a curated record. NCBI's taxonomy places the organism in Eukaryota, Viridiplantae, Streptophyta, Magnoliopsida, Rosales, Rosaceae. The transcript has 6 exons. The coding region runs from base 254 to 1117 and encodes 287 amino acids.
GUAAAUUUCAAGAACACAUUCUUAAAAGCUGGUGAUUCUUUCUGUUUAGGGCCUUUUUGAAGGCCUUUAAUUCAAAAAUCCCUUUUUCGAAAAAUCAGAAAAUUGGAAAUACAAAGAAGCAAAAACAAAAUAGCAAAAAUCACGCGGAGGGAAACACCCGCAAUUGCCGCAACCUCCAGCUCCCACUGUGCGCGCCAUAGCUGAUUUAGGUUAGGGUUUUCAAUUCAGCCCCAAAUUUCUCUGAAACCUUGAAAUGCGGCCCAAUUGCUGCCACAUAUCCCUUGCGUUCGUGCUCAAAUUACUCAACUUUCUUCAAGCCUUCAUCGGCGUCUCAAUCCUUGUCUACUCGGCAUGGAUGCUCAACCAGUGGAACCACCAUAUUCCGAUAGUCCCGCCACCGCCUUCAGCUCCUUCCCCUGACUCUUUGUCCUUCUCCUCCCUCCGAUUGAGCUCCGACUCGGGGGCGGUUUCCGAUCAAAUCACGCCGUUGGAUUUUGCAGUCCAUUUGGUGUCUGGAUCCGAUGAGGGAUUGGGGUUCGGAUUGAACUCGUUCAAGCUUCCAGCGCCAUGGUUCAUCUACUCUUUUAUGGGACUGGGAAUUUUGCUCUGUUGCGUUAAUUUCAUAGGUUGUAUUGCAGCUACAGCAAUUAAUGGCUGCUGCCUUUGCUUUUACACAAUACUUAUAACCAUGCUUACACUACUAGAAGCAGCUUUGGUGGCAUUCAUUUUAAUUGAUCGCCGUUGGGAAAAGGAUCUUCCAUUUGACCCAACUGGUCAACUUGACAGUCUUCGAUCUUUUGUUAAAGAGAAUAUUGACAUCUGUAGGUGGGUCGGGCUCACUGUCAUUGUAAUACAGGCCUUGUCUCUGCUGCUCUCAAUAACUCUGCGAGGCAUGCUUUCUACUCGCAAACCUGACUAUGAUGUUGAAGAUGAUUCUGAUGCUAGGGCUAGAACUCGGGAGCCCCUGUUAAACCAAAAAUUAAACCAAGCAUCUGGAUCAACCAAGGGUGAUGGGAGAGGGAGUCACUCUGACAUUUGGAGCUCACGGAUAAGAGAGAAGUAUGGAUUGAGCUCUCUGAAUCAGAAUGCGUCAGCGAGUAUGAAAUCCAAGGAGUGAAGAUGGUAAACGGUUUUUUAUCUCACCGAUGAGAAAAACCGAUCAGCGUUGGAGGAAGUUGUGGUGUAUAUAUCCAACUCUCGAGUAGUGUGCUUGCUUGUUUUUCUUGUAUGAAUUGGAUGUGUUUCUGGUAAAAUUUGUUGUCAUUAAAUGUAAAAGAAAGAAAGCUUGUGAUUUACGUAUA